Lineus longissimus is the source of this 4398-nucleotide messenger RNA. RefSeq lists its product as uncharacterized. Gene Ontology annotation, molecular function: protein binding. The record is from RefSeq and is a predicted model, not a curated record. Bases 120 to 2960 code for a protein of 946 amino acids. The transcript has 2 exons. Lineage: Eukaryota; Metazoa; Nemertea; Pilidiophora; Heteronemertea; Lineidae.
UCGGCGGAGAGUUUUCUAUAUUUAUUCGCUUUCACCACCAUCAAACGACGCCGACAAUGUUGUUAAUAUGCGAUUGAUGGCUGACAGAAGGCAUGGGAUUAAAGAUUGGAGUGUUAUAGAUGGAUCGAUUUGAGAUGUCUUCAUCAGACAAAACAGACAUGGCAGAAGAUGAGCUGAAGUUGGCUUUGGCGAAGUUCCCUAGCCACUUCUACAUUGAAAAUGAUGAGGCGUGCAGUGCCUACUUGACAGGGCCAAGAAUACGUAAUAUAAAGGACCGAAUAGAGGACGACAAAAAGCUCUACGAAGAAAACACCUACGUGAGACUCCGUGAACAUUUCACAUGUCGUGAUGCGAACUUGACGCUUUACCUCGACUAUCGUGAGAAUCAGUUUUCUUUUCCAGAGCGAAAAAUGAAGGAAAUGAUAGAGACCUAUCCAAGCAGUAAGGUUUCCCUCUGCAAUCUCGCCCACUUUAAAAUAGUUCUUGGCGAAGUGUCCGCCACCAAAUCGAUCUUGGUGGAGCUAAGAAAUAUGACACCCUUAGAACGGGUCCUUGCUGAUGCAGAAAUAGCGUAUGCCUAUAUGAAGAUGGGACCAUGGGGUCAUCUGAACUGUAAAAAAUUGGCUGAAAAGGUUGUCAACUCAUAUGAUCAAGACUAUCCAGGCCUUUCUGAAAUCGCCGCUUCCGAUCGCGAUCUGCUGAACGAGCUUCAAGUUGAAUACAGCCUUCUAGCAGCCUCAGCAAUUGAACGAAUGUUUGCUCAAAAUGAACAUGGGGAUGUGCUGAAGAAGGAAGAAUGCGGCAGUCCUGAGAAUUUGAUGAAAGAAUCCGCCAAGUUUUUGAAUAAAGUUGCUUCCUCAAAGUCGAGAGGUUACGAGGCAAUUGGUUUACUAAUGCUGUCCAAUACCUUCCAGCGAUACAAAAAGGUAUUUCCUUGGGAGGAGAGAUUCCUGACGGUUGACGAUUUGCAAUUGGUUUGGCCAGGUCUGACCUCGGCUGUCCAAUGGCUUGCGGAGGCAGAGCAAGCGGUAGCGAAGGCAGGCAUACAAAAUGUUGAUUACAGAGCCAUAGAGAUGCUUGGCAACGAAUAUCGGAAAAGCGGGAAAAAGCAGGAUUUGGACAAAGCUGGAAAGUAUCUUGAAGCUGCGGCAGAACAGAGUAAGAGGCCGGCCAUCUAUCAUCGCCUGGGGUUAGUGUACAGGCAAAAAUGGGAGAACAAGCCUGAGCAACGACGGGUGAUAGAUAAACGAAAGCCAGAUCAUAACAUAAGAGACCCAGGAAACCCGUUACUAAAAAAAGCUAUUGAGCACCUUGAAAAGGCUUUAUCCUUCUCUCAUCGAACCUCCGUCUUGUUUCAAGUUGAUCUCGUGCGAUUGAAAUAUUCAUACUGCGAAGAGCCAAUAAGUGAAACGAGCUGCGACGAGAUCAUGGAAAUGCUGAAUGGAUGUGUUAAACACACAAAUAAUCGUGGUCUGACGACGAGCGGCGAUCAAGCUUACCUAUUUAUGGAGUUUGCCCUGAUGCGUAAGGAGCUGCGCGGCGAUAUGGAAAUGUGUGGCAAGUACCUCAAAUUAUCGGCAGAGCAGGCGAUCAAAGCGAAUAAAUACAGCAGCGCGAUGAAUGAACUCUUUCAGCUUUACAAAAAGGAAUUAUCACCAAAAUCUGAACGGUACAAGACAUUGGGGAUAAUGUUUAAGCAAUUCGAGCAGUACGAACGUGCCAGAUGGAACUUGGACAAAGCAAGGGAAAUGGAGAAAAACGAAAAGAAGGGCAGAGGGAGGAAUGCAGAAGACCCUAAUAUCUUGGAGGAUCUCAUAGUCGUUUUAUUGCGACUAGAGGAAUUUCACCACGCAAGGCAGCAUAUGAUAAUACUGAAAACCAACGACGAAAGGUACCUUGAAAAACCAGAGAAUAGAAAGCGGUACAUGGAUGUUAGUUUGGCGGUAGCACGACAGUUCCCUCCUGACACCGCAGCUACGAUCUACCAAGAGUUGAUCACAGAGCUGACACCGAACAUUAAGGCAAACUUUGUUGUUGUAAUCUCAUCCGAGGAGAAGUCGGAUGAGGAAAGGACACAAGCUUUGGUAUGCAUGAUUCGCCAGGGCCUUGGUUUUAAUGAGGACACUUGUGUACUACCGUACGAGAACAUCGGUUUAAUCCUAGGAGAUUCCAACACACCCAUACGUGACCACAUAGAAUACUUUGUUGAGAAAGCCUGGUGCGUUAUCGUCCACCUUACUGAUAUCGUACUAGGUUUGCAAUCACUGCUCAUAGACAUUGACAAUACCAUUUCUUGCGUUCAAAAGCGCGGAGGACGAGUGAUAGUUGUGAACGAUGUAAACGGACAGGAUAAGGAUUGGAAGGAACGAACUGGCAAAAUGCGCGGAUGUACGCCUUGGAUCAAUAUGAAACGAAUUAUCCAUGGGUCGUCGCAUGCAGCCGAUACAAACAGGAAGGUCAUCGCUACUGAUGAUACAUUACCUCCCGAGAGCGAGAUCGAACAGACUCGAGCACUCCAGGAGGCAGCUGGUUGUGGUGAUAUUGCAUGUCGUGGAACAGAUGGUGGUAAGGAGUUGAACCGAUCAGAGAGUGAAGCUGGUACGACAGUUGAUGAUAGAGAGCAUCGUUGUGGACCAAAGGGUUCUAAGGAGUGGGGAAUGGAGAUUAUAACCGGCACUGAUGAUACGAUGCUUGGUGGGAAACGGAGAGGAAGAAGGGGACCUGUGACUCGGGGAGAUACCAAUAUAUCUAGACAGUCCAGCUCUGUACCAACAUCUGAAGAGUUUGAAGUCCCCGAAUCUGAAGGAAAUGAUAUUCCAGCCACUCACGAUUCUGAUAGUGAUACUGUCAGAGGGUCAAACGCCUGCAUCGACAAGAAAUCGGCUCUCCCAGUGGCCGGAGACCAUAGGUGGGACGUUAAGGGACUAGAACUUCUAGUUUGUGCAAUGCUAGAAAAAUAAGGCUAGCUGUAGUACUAUCAUCCGUGUGUACAUGCGAUACCCAAGCCUGGUAUUACCACGACGCGCUUCCUUGCGAGAUCUCGUCGUUUGGGUGGUCCGACCAACCGCUCGGGUCAAACGACGUCACGCAAAAUUUCGUCAAUGACAUGUGGUUGAGACAAAACGCGUCAGGCCAUAAUUUAGGGGAUCAAACCAUCGGACGGUGCAGAUAACACAACAUAUGUUCAUAGUUUAUUAGGAUAACCGGCACGUAUAGUAUAAAGUAGAAGCAAUGACUGAUAUUAUCGUGUGAAACCUUGGGACAUGGGACAUGCGGUUUCCAGCGGCUAACUCACAGGCCCGGCAAUAUUGCCAAAGAAGAAACAUUUGUGCGGGCAAAAAACACCUAUGUAUAUAACAGAUAAGGCAAAUCUAUAACUUAUUUUGAAUUCAUGAUGGCCCAGGCAAUUUUACCUCUUCACUAAUCCGAUCUGCAGACAAAGUCUCACAGCCGAAUUUCGCAAUAAUUCAAGAUACACCGCUAUCGACCGAUAUUGCGAGUUCGUCAUUGGAUUGGAAAACACAAAACAAACCAAUGGGGGUAGACUGAUAUAAUGCUGUAGUGGGGUGCAGUAGCUGCAAUAUUCAUCUUACAGUGCGGAAGAUGAUGACAUCAUAGGAAGGACAUGACGAGCAUCACCAUAGCAACAGACUAUGCCCUGUCGAUCCGUCUUGAUUUGGAAAGAGGACAGUGGUUUGGUCUUGUGUUCGUCUGGUAAUAAAUAAAUAUUUAAAUAAAUAGUGCCUACACGUAAAUAUAUAUACUCUCGUUUACACAUUAAGAGAUCAGUUCCAAGAGUGUACAGAAAACAUGGCUGACAGGUAACACAGCCCAAUUCUAUGUUCCAUUGGCUACUAGAAUUGUACAUUUCCAAUGGUGGUCAUUACUAACAGGUGGUUAUUAAUCUUUUGAUUGACCUUUAUGGAAAUGUACAUGAAUUUCUGAACAAUCAGGCUUAAUAAAGGGCCUAUAUUGGCAUAUUUGAGCUUCCAAUAUUAAUAGUGGGUGGCAUAACCAAGUUUAAAAGGACUGACCUCUUAAUGUGUAAAAGAGAGUAUAUCAAAGAUCACCUUCAACCAAACACUCAUAAGCCAAUGCAAGGGAAUUGCACAGUUUUACAACCUGCCAAGUUCACAAACAGAGUUUCAACCUAACACCAAUUAGCCAAUGCAGGAGGCAGGACAGUCUCACAACCUACCAAGGUGACAGACAGAUUUCAGCCAAAAACCUUUUAGCUGAUGCAGGGCGAGACCAGGCUCUGGUCAAUGUUUAAUAUCGAUUGAUGCAAAUUUUGGAGAGGGUCGACACCAGGAACAAAGUCACAUGAUGAGGACGACAGAGACAAUAGACCAACCAGCUAAGAUUGAAUUUCAACUGUAGGGCAAAAAAAGGCAAAGG